UUUCAGGGACGGAAUCCAAUUGACUUCUGAGCUCGGUCUUCCUCUCUCUCUCGCACUCUCAGGCGCUGUUGCGAAGGCGAUAAGAUGCGGAGAUACAGUCCAGCAUACUAUAGUCCUCCUAGGAGAGGAUAUGGUGGGGGAGGGAGAAGCCCUCCCAGGAGGGGAUAUGGUGGAGGUAGACGAAGGGAACAAAAUCAUGGGAGCCUUUUGGUUCGCAACAUUCCUCUCGAUUGCCGACCUGAGGAACUUCGAGUUCCAUUUGAGCGAUUUGGACCCGUCCGGGAUGUCUAUCUACCGAAGGACUAUUACACUGGAGAGCCUCGUGGUUUUGCAUUUGUGCAAUUUGUGGAUCCUUAUGAUGCUUCAGAGGCGCAGUAUCAUAUGAAUGGACAGAUUUUUGCUGGAAGGGAAAUAUCUGUAGUUGUUGCUGCAGAGUCAAGGAAAAGACCAGAGGAGAUGCGUCAGAAGUCAAGGACAAGAGGACCAGGAAGCUAUGGGGGGCGAAGGUCAGCUUAUUAUGGACGAUCCCGAUCUCGUUCAGUGUCAAGAUCACGCUCCCCACGUUAUCACUCUGGUUCUAGAAGUAGAUACCAUUCAAGGUCCUACUCUCCUACCACUAGAAGGCGAGGUGACUAUUCUGUUUCCCCUAGACCACGUGGUGUGCAUCCUAGGUCACCAAGGGGUCCUUCUGUGGAGCGAGAUGGUGAUCAAAAGCGCAGGUCAUAUUCUCCAGGUUAUGGCAAUGGCCCAGAUUAUCAUGCUGCCAAUGGAUAUGAUGAGAAAUCUAUGUAUGAAUCUGAGGCUGCACGAGGCCAGUGGGGACAAUCACCACGCAGAGCAUCAAGAUCACCCAUUGGGUCAAGAUCAAGGUCUGCUGAUUUGUCUCCAAGACAUGGCAGAUGAGUUUUUGUGGUGCAUGCUGCAGAUGGUUGGCAAUGUGAUGCUGGGCUUCUGUACAAUUCCAUGAAUAUAUGAGAACCUAUACAAACCUUUGUAUCUUGCUUGAAUUUUAAGCGAUGUUAUCUUCAGACUUAAGAAUUGAUUUGCUACUCUGAGCGUGCUGAACUUGAUAUUAUUAUAAAAUUUAAAAACUGGUUGAUUUUGGUUAAUUGUGAAACUUCAAAUCAAAAUUUUGGUUCUUUC
Molecule: messenger RNA, 1143 nt
Organism: Neltuma alba
Lineage: Eukaryota; Viridiplantae; Streptophyta; Magnoliopsida; Fabales; Fabaceae
Product: serine/arginine-rich SC35-like splicing factor SCL30
Exons: 9
Coding region: 85-903 (272 amino acids)
Molecular function (GO): RNA binding
Source: RefSeq, a predicted model, not a curated record